This is a messenger RNA of Nicotiana tabacum (common tobacco), 549 nucleotides long. Lineage: Eukaryota; Viridiplantae; Streptophyta; Magnoliopsida; Solanales; Solanaceae. The record is from RefSeq and is a predicted model, not a curated record.
UGAAAAUAAAUCUCUGAUAUUUUGGGUUGAUUUUUGCAGGUUGUUCAACCAUGGAAUUGGAAUACAUUUGCUAGGAAAAGAAGAUGCAAAGUCAAAGAAGGAAAGGAUAAAUCCAAAAGACAAUCACAUUUCAUUCCAAUGCUCGGAUAUGGACCUCAUAAUUGAGAGAUUGAAAGAGUUGAAGAUUGAGUAUGUAACAGCAACUGUGAAAGAAGGUGGAGUCACUGUGGAUCAACUCUUCUUCCACGACCCAGAUGGCAACAUGAUUGAGAUUUGCAAUUGCCAAACUAUUCCAAUUCUUCCACUUUCCUCUUGUCCUCUCAAGAAGUUCAACAAAUAUCCAACCUUCAACCAAACCAUUCCAAAUUCUUUUUACAGGAAUGGAACCAGUAAGAUGAAUUGCUUAGGAGAAGUGGAAUAUUUGAUGAUGGAGAACUUAGCCAUGAAUAUGAUAGACAUUUCAUUUUGAAUAUUUGUACAUAUCUUGUUUGGGGAUCUUCAUGUUUUUACCUAAUUGAAUUAAAUAAAUACGGAAAUUUCACUUGUUAA